AUGGACCUCCCUAUCCCCGACGAUGUCCAGAGGCUAUGGGAGGCAUGGAAUUUCCGGGUCUGUAUUAUCUUAAGCCUCUUACUGCAGGCGCUUCUAGUUUUAGCGUCGCCCUGCAGAAAGCGGACGAGAAGCAAAUUGCUACUCGUGUUCAUAUGGCUGGCAUACUUAAUUGCCGACUGGAUUGCUGCUUUUGCCAUUGGACUCGUCUCCAAAAGCCAAGAUGGCGCUUGUGAAUCAAAAGGGAGAGAGGACCUCAUGGCAUUCUGGGCUUCCUUUCUUUUGCUGCAUCUUGGCGGCCCUGAUACCAUUACUUCGUUUUCUCUUGAGGAUAAUGAGUUCUGGCUCAGGCACUUGAUUGGGCUUACAUUACAGGUUCUGGCAACUGCUUAUAUCUUCUAUCAGUCGCUUUCUGAUCAGAGCAAGCUAUGGGUUCCCACUACAAUGGUGUUUGUUGUGGGAACUAUCAAGUACGCAGAGCGGACGCGUGCUCUCUAUCUUGCGAGCUUGAGCCAAUUCGGAGGUUCAGUAUUGCCGAAGCCAGAACCUGGGCCUGACUAUGAAGAAGCCAUGGAGAUUUACUCUUCUAUGAGGUCAGUCCAGGUCAAGGCUGAGGCAUCACAUGUGGAGGUGAUGCCAAUUACCCCGGAGGUUUGGAAUCCUGUGGGUUCUAUGUCGCCAUUAGAUCUAGACGACAUGCAAUUACUGGAAGAAGCAUAUCGCCUCUUCGGAAUCUUCAAGGGGCUUAUUGCAGGCCUCCUAUUGAGCUCCAAAGACCGAGAAUUGAGCCGAGAUUUUUUUCUCACUAGAACUGCGACUGACGCAUUCAGACUAGUGGAGCGUGAGCUUAAUUUCAUAAAUGAGGUUCUCCACACCAAGGUCAAUGUUGUUCGUUGCCAAACUGGCUACAUUCUCCGCUUUGUUAGCUUUAUUUUAAUCCUAGGAGCAUUAAUGGCAGUUUCAAUUGAGGAGGCCAAGCAGACUGUUUUUCGUAAUAAGUUCGAUGGCAGACUUACUUACGCCUUGCUCAUUGGGGCAUUAGGCCUCGAGGCCAUAUCCGUCUUCAUGCUUAUUUUUUCUGACAGGACCCUCGUUGCCCUGAAGAGAUCGAGUAGCCGGCGAAAAAAAUUCAUUCUUCUAGGAAUCAACUUGAAAAGAAGAAGGUGGUCUAGAUCUGUUUCCCAGUAUGAUAUGAUAAGCUAUUGCUUGAAUGAUCCUCCAAAAUGGAUGUACAAUUUGGUUGGUUGUGUGGGUGCUGGCGUAAUUCUAGAGAAGAUAACAAUCUUGCGUUUUUCACAUUCACUGACGGUCAGCGAACAGCUGAAGGAGUUCAUUUUCGAUCAGCUGAGAAUGAAAUCCCUGACUGCAAACAACUUGAGAGCUGCCAUGGAUGCAUGUUCGCAAAGAGGUGCUUGGGCUCUUCUGCACACUUCUAGAGAUAUCUAUUUCAAACUAAAAUGGAGCAUCGUGGAGUAUCAAUACGCGGAAAGCCUUCUCCUCUGGCACUUGGCUACCGACCUCUGCUAUCUCAAGGAAACCGAAACCGAAUCUAGUGCUGAAGUGUACGAUAGAAGAAAAAUAUGCAAACUACUUUCAGAUUAUAUGUUUUAUCUUCUUGUCAUGAAGCCUGAUCUGAUGACCCCUGUGCUGGGUAAUUGGCAAAUAGUCCUCCAGGACACUUGUGAAGAAGCCAAGAGAUUCUUUUGCAAAAAACCACCAAUAUCGAAUAAAUUUGAAGCCUGUGAAAAAAUCCUUGGAGUGGAAACGAAAUUCAGACCAGCUGCUGUGAAGGGAAAUAAAAGCAAAUCUGUGCUGUUUGAUGCAUGUAUGCUGGCACAAGAACUCUUGAAGUUGGAGAUAAACAAAUGGAAGCUAAUGAGCCAAGUUUGGGUGGAAUUGAUGUCUUACGCUGCCAUUAAUUGUAGACCAAAUGUACAUGCACAGCAACCCAGCCGGGGUGGGGAACUCUUGACAUUCAUUUGGUUACUGAUGAAUCAUCUAGGCUUGGGAACGCAGUUCUACGAGCAGGAACGCCAAGCUGGAACGAAAAUGGUCCCCCAGAAGUAG
Molecule: messenger RNA, 2064 nt
Organism: Alnus glutinosa
Lineage: Eukaryota; Viridiplantae; Streptophyta; Magnoliopsida; Fagales; Betulaceae
Exons: 1
Coding region: 1-2064 (687 amino acids)
Source: RefSeq, a predicted model, not a curated record